AUGAUCCAAGGUGGGGCCCGACGUUUCCAGGAGGAGUUGGAAGUGUGGGACCCUUGCCUCCGGGAAUGCCACCAGGAGCUCGCUUUGAUCCGUUUGGUCCUCCAGGCAUCCCGGGCUUCGAGCCCGGCAGAUUUGGGGAUGGACGUCCAAGGCCCAGAGGUCCUCCAGGUGGAGGGGUUCAUCCGGACAUGCAACAUUUUCCAGGUUCAGAUGAUUUCCUCUAGAUCCUAG
This is a messenger RNA of Closterium sp. Naga37s-1, 231 nucleotides long. The record is from the annotation of a GenBank genome assembly. NCBI's taxonomy places the organism in Eukaryota, Viridiplantae, Streptophyta, Zygnematophyceae, Desmidiales, Closteriaceae.